GGUAGAUUGGCUGCCCAUAGGCAGACUACGAUUAGCCAGAUUCACAAGGACUACGGACUUACCAAAGACGAUUAGCAUACCUCACGUAUCAGUAGUAUCACAACGAUGUUUCAGAGCGUUGGUCCGCAUUGAACUGUGCGAAUAGAUGCCCGCUAGCCUAGCUGUGUUCACCCACCUUGCUCCCGUAACAUUUUGCGUGGUACGACCUCAGACCUCCUCAGACAGCCCCAUCGGAGACCGUCACGCAUAUAAGGAGCGACAUAUCCCAGUCCGACGUCCAAUUACGUCGACUCAGCAUGGACCAACCAGCGACUCAAUCCAACUCGUCAAUUUCCAACUCCCUCGCAGACAGCUCAUCCUCGAGCUCGCGCGACAUCAUCCUGGCCACGCCGCCGUAGGCCAACCGCCUCUUGGGAGGCUUCGGGAGCGGACGGGGAUUUGGCUUGGGUCGGGCUUAUGUGACGGACGCUUGGGUGACGGGGUCUUGGGGAGGGGACGCGGUAGCUUCGGCAGGGAACGAUUGCCUGGCCCCGCCGCCAUACAUUAUGGUCGAGACCGACCUCGUGCAAGGAUUCAUCCUCGGUUAUUGUGCGAGUCCACCUGUAUGGAUAGCGUCAACAUCCAGUACGCCACAUAUACAGAUGAGAUCGAGUUGAUUUACUGUUCUGCGGGGAAGUGCCAAAGCCGGCGAGGCAGUGGCGACAGCGAAGAGCAUCAAGAGUACGGUGGUACACCGCAUGAUGAACUAGAGUCGUAAGACGGACGUGACAAAAAGAACGACGGGCGUAACAAAAAAGCGGGGC
Messenger RNA from Rhodofomes roseus, 803 nucleotides. RefSeq lists its product as uncharacterized. The coding region runs from base 146 to 757 and encodes 203 amino acids. The transcript is spliced from 2 exons. NCBI's taxonomy places the organism in Eukaryota, Fungi, Basidiomycota, Agaricomycetes, Polyporales, Fomitopsidaceae. The record is from RefSeq and is a predicted model, not a curated record.